UUCUAUACCUGCUAUCCCACAGCCACACUCCCUUCCCAGAGUCUAUUAUCCACUGUUACUUUAGGCACCAUCUCCCCCUACUAUACCUUCUAUGUCACAGUCCUUUCCCUUCCCCUGUCUGACUGUCGCCAUUCUUUCUAAAUCUGUCCCUUUUGCUAUUUCUCCUUUCCUCUCCCCACCCCAAACACACCUUUUACUUACACUAUCCCAGCUGAGACUGUCUCCGUGGCUCCGUACACAAACACAGACAAUGGGACCGGUGUGAGCUGCUGCGCUUUCUCCUUGUGGGGAUAAUGCUGGACUCCUCCCUUCUAUCAUGUCCUUCAUCUCCAGAAGCUCUGCUGCCGGAUCCUCCUGUCCAUUACAUUGGCUUCACCCCACGGGGCCAACACAGAAUUCUUCACCAAAGUCCUCCCUUCACAGAGGCCAAGAUGGACAUGCUGAGGAUAGUGCGGCACCCCCAACAGGUUAAUGUCCCUCUCUCUCCUACCCCUAGGUACCUAAUGUGGCUGGAGAUCAGCCGGCUGCCCCCACUCUUGCCACUGCACCCUGACAAACCCUACAACAGUUCUGUAUGGAGGCAGCUAACAACAGCCCCACAGGCUGCCUUUGGCCGGGGUCCAAUACCACCUCCUUCCCGUAUGGAGGGCAAUACAUGGCAGAAGUUUGCACUGUGCCGCAGUGCCUGGAAACAAGAGAGAGAAUCUCCAAAAUUAAGGGUGCUCACUCAGUCGAGAGUUCCUCCUACAGAUGUUCAAGGGAACAUCAUUCCACCUAAAGGCUUUAAGAGAUAUGCUGAACGAAGGUCCAUAGACGUUUCUACCCCCAAGGCAGCAGAUCUACCCAGCAACCUGAAACCACUGAAUGAAACCCACAAAAUUACCCUCCAGGAGAAUAAUCUACAUAAGAAGCUGAUCCAGCAGAGGUACAAGGAUCUGCAAGGCUCGGCAAGGAGUGUGGUCCCCAACAACAGCAGGAUCCCAACCCCUAGGGAGUCACCAUAGAAGAUCAUGGGAUAAUGUGACAUAAAGGGAAUUCUCCUGAUGUGGAUACACGAGGUUCAGAACCAACAUAAAAGUAUUUAGUAAUUAAAUUACUGGACCAUGGCUCAGGGAGUUCUGGGUUCAAGCCCUACUGAGGUCCCAGCAGCUUUUGAAAAAUAACCUCUCUGUCCUGAGGCACCAGAUGCUUAGAUCGUAAGCUCUGUGCGGUAGAGAUCCAUUGUGUCUAUUGCUUUUUUUAUUUUAUUUCAAAUCAGUUUUAAAUCAGUAUUUUAUUCAAAUCAGUGCAUGGUUGCUAGGGUAAUUUGAACCCUUGCAACAGAUGGCUGAAAUUGCAAACUGGAGAGCUGCUGCAUAAAAAUCUAAAUAACUUAAAAAAACAAAUAAUAAAAAAAAUGAAAACCAAGUGCAAAUUGUCUCAGAAUAUCACACUCUGCAACAUACUAACAGUUAAUAACCCCAUUAAUUGAGUGGUUGUUCUGUGUCAGAUUACCAUAGGGCCAAUCUGAUUGGUUGUCUGGGUCCCAUAGGGGUCCCUCACGUCAGAGAAAGGGGUGGAGUUGGGGCAAAUCAGGGGUGGACUGGUCAGAUUAGUCGAUGAUCAAUAUUUUUUAGGGCCCCAAUUCCAAUAGGGCAAUUACCAAAACAUAACUCGACUUCCAGAAGUAUCUUGAAGGCAUUCUCCAUAAAUCUCCCACCUAGUGAGGAGGUGUCAAGAAGAAGCAUGUGUCUUCUAUCCCUAAUUCGUAGGACCAUGCCAAUUUGUGAGACAUGAGCCCCUGAAUAGCUGCCUAAGCAGACCAAUUGCAUAACAGUAUCUACAUUUUCCUAUGUGCAGAAUGGUCUGAAAGGUCCAAAUUUUGUUGCCGCCUAAAGCUCGUGUUCUGCAGGGCUCCGCCACACACAGGGCAAUUGCUCCUCAUUUCACCCACAUGGAAAUCUCUCUUCUCUUCAAGGGGCACCAGAGGGGUAUAAAUCUGGCAGUGCCCCUACUGAACUCACGCUAAAUAAAUUCUAGUGAUUAGGCCAAUUAAACUGUAGUUAUGCAGAGACAAGAUGUGAUUGGUUAAUGGAUCCUGUUCUUGGAGCCAAUUUUACUUUACACCCAUUCAUUAUCAAAGUUGAAAGCUUAAACCACUGUAGGACACCCAUUUGUUAAUGGUGAUGUCAUGGAUUUUAUGUGUGAUGUCAUCAGUUGUGUUAAUAAACUAUGGCAUGUUCACGGACGAUUACAAAAUCAUUAUUACAAAUCCAAGAUUUGGUGCAAGGCUACAAAGGCCUAGGGUGACAAGAUACCCUUUGCUCCCUCAUAUAAUUCGCUGAGCAAAAAAAGCACCUCCUCCCUCUUGUAGUGGCUGCCCAUCUGUACAGAAAAUAACUCACAAAUCAGACAGCUGUCACAAGGGUACUGGGAGUUGUGUUUCCCUGAUUAAUGAAAUCAUCCCUGAUAGUGGGCCCAUGAUUUUCUACAUUGCCCCUGGCCCCUUCCUCCUGAACCCCUGCCAGCUAGGAGAUAUACAGAUGCAGUUGGUGAUUUAUAGUAAGAGCGUGGGUUAUUCUUAGAGAUGUGGGAACCUGUCUGUUCCUCCAUCCAAAUAUUUCUACAAGUUCCCAAGUCCACGAUCAGUGCUGACUCAUGGGUUAAGCUUAUUUUGGCAAGUCUCACCCUCUGCCCAUCAACAUUCCCAACAGGGCCACAGCUCUGCCCCUAAAUCUUUUCCCCUGUGACAGAUUAACCCUUCAACUGCCAGAAACAACAGCAAUGCAUUGUGCUCUAAUCUGAUCCUGCAGCUGCUAAAUACACAGUAUUCCCUAUA
Xenopus laevis (African clawed frog) is the source of this 2818-nucleotide messenger RNA. RefSeq names its product testis-expressed protein 52 (gene tex52.L). NCBI's taxonomy places the organism in Eukaryota, Metazoa, Chordata, Amphibia, Anura, Pipidae. Bases 294 to 1004 code for a protein of 236 amino acids. The record is from RefSeq and is a predicted model, not a curated record. The transcript is spliced from 3 exons.